This is a messenger RNA of Aspergillus welwitschiae, 1468 nucleotides long. Its product is annotated as taxilin. Gene Ontology annotation, molecular function: syntaxin binding. The record is from RefSeq and is a predicted model, not a curated record. The transcript has 5 exons. The coding region runs from base 90 to 1403 and encodes 437 amino acids. Lineage: Eukaryota; Fungi; Ascomycota; Eurotiomycetes; Eurotiales; Aspergillaceae.
UCGUUUUCGUGGAUUGGCCACGCGACCACCGCCAACGCAAUCGCUCUACGAUAGUUCGACUCGAUCUUUAUCCUCUAAAACUCGGAGCAAUGUCUGCUGCAGCAAUGUCGAAAAAGAACAAGGGGAAGAAGGUCGCAGACCCCAAUGAGACAUCCAAGCUCUUGGCUGCCAAAAUAUCGCAGUUGGAGCAAGAUGCUGCCGGAGAAAAGGAUCAGGAGGCAGAAAUCGAGCGCGAAGUUAAGAAGGCUACGAGGGACCUGAACCAACUCCUUAGCAAUAUCGAAUCUCCGAUGACACGGCUCGAGACGGUUCACAAGAAGUACACCGAACUACUGGCCGAUAUGAAGAAGCUAGAUCGCGACUAUUCUAAGAGCAAGAAGCGGGCCGAUCAACUGCAGAAGGAUCAGGACAAGGGCAAAUCCGAGUUGAACAAAACCGUUACUAUGAAGGAUAAAUUAGAAAAGCUGUGUAGGGAGCUAACCAAGGAAAAUAAGAAGGUCAAGGAUGAGAACAAGAAGCUUGAGGAGACCGAAAAGAAAGCGCGGCUUAUUGUUAACGAACGCCUCGAUUCUCUGCUGUACGAUAUUCAGGACGUCAUGGCUGCCAAAGGGAAUCCCCGCAGUGAGAAAGCGGACAUCGAUCUAGACGAAGCUUUGCGCGCAAAGAUCAAAACUAUUGGCGAGAAAUUUGAAAUGCGCGAGUUACAUUACAAGGCACUCCUUCGCAGCAAGGAUGCCGAGAUACAAUGCCUUACCGCCAAGUACGAAGAGCAGCGCCGUACAGCCGAGAAUGAAGCCGCUCGUUGUCGUGCUCUGAGCUCCCAGGUCUCUACCUUCUCGCAUACCGAAGCCGAACUACGCAGUCAACUAAACAUCUACGUGGAAAAGUUCAAGCAGGUGGAGGAUACGCUGAACAACAGCAACGAGCUUUUUCUUACGUUUCGCAAAGAAAUGGAAGAGAUGUCCAAAAAGACCAAACGGCUAGAGAAGGAAAACCACACCCUUACACGGAAGCACGAUCAAACGAACCGCAACAUACUCGAGAUGGCGGAGGAGCGCACAAGGAAUCAUGAGGAGUUAGAAAAGUGGCGAAAGAAAAGCCAUCAUUUGGAAGCACUUUGUCGUCGAAUGCAAGCCCAGGGUCGCGGGCAAGGUCUUGCUGCGGAUUUGGAUGGCGAUGACGAGGGGACGGAGAGUGAAUAUGAUGAGGACUAUGAAGACGAGGAAGAUGAUGAAGGAAUCAGUGACGAUGACUACGAGCUUGACAGCCCGGAUGGCGACAUGAACGGAGACCGCAAUAUUCCCCAGCAAACCGAAAAGCCAGUAUUUGGGCCUCCCCCGCCGCCCAACCUGCUGGAAGCGCGAGCCAACGGAAAUAAGGCAAUGAUCAAUGGAUGCCACUAAUGCAGUUUUCAUCAAUGUCAUGUUCUCGUUGUUCAUGUUUCCUUGGGCUUGGAACCAAACACGAU